GAAAGGAUUAAGCAUUGGUAAACCCAAACGUUUGUCUUUGUAAAGAAAAAAAAAAAAAAGGAGCAUCUCUUUCUCUUCUUCUUGUUCGUGGUGAAGUGGUGAUGCUUGGAACUUCCUGUUAGACGACGAAUCCUGCUUUCACAUCCAUCGUCUGCUUUCAUUUUCAAAGGUUUUUUCGUUCUUGACUCACAGAAUCAAUGUAGAGUUAUCAAUUGAACCUAAUUGCCCCCUUUCCGUUUUAGCUAUAGAUUCAUUAAGCACAUCUGCUCAUAGAUUUUUCUACAUGGGUAAUCAAAUUUAGGCUAUUUAGAAUCAACUGUAUCGGAAAAAUUACAUUUUUGUUCAUUUCUUUUCAUAUAUAGUGUGUGCUUAAGAAAGUUCAUAACGUUGUUUGAUUUGCAGGCGAAUAAAGUCUUUAUGGGCUCUAGAGAUUUCAUCAGCAGUUUGCCUGAUGAGGUUCUUGGCAAAAAAAUCUUAUCUUUACUUCCGACAAAACUCGUUGUAUCCACAUCUGUUCUGUCCAAGAGGUGGAGGAAUCUGUUCCAUUUUGUAGACAGCUUUGAUUUGGAAGACUCAACACCUAUCAGAAAUGCUGAUAGCUUCUCUGAUUUCAUGAAAGAUACAGUGGCUCUGUUAAGCAAUUGUCCCAUCAAGAGACUCACUCUCAAUUCCCACUAUGAAAAAUCUAGUGUUAACCGUUGGAUUCGCAGUGCCCUCAAACGCGGCUGCUUGGAACUUAACUUGCAGUCCCAAUAUGAUCAUUAUCUGGAUAUAGGGAUUUUCUUCCGCAAUAAUACAUUGGUUAAACUCACAUUAUCUAGUUAUCGAACUUUUCUUCGAGGCAAUGUUCCACCUGAGGGCAGAGUGUUUUUCCCUGCGCUCAAGACACUUUCCCUCGGUGCUGUUGUUGCUAAGCCAGCUCUGUAUAACUGGCUCAUCUCUGGAUGCCCUGUGCUCGAGGAAUUAUUCAUACUUGAUGUUGGUAGUGGUGAUGACCAGCCAACUUGGACGAGGUCUGUGGUUAGUGCAUCCAUCAAGCGACUCACGAUUGUUUUCCACUUUCCUCAUAACACAUAUCCUUAUGAAGACGAUGUUGAGAUCAAGACACCGAAUCUUGAGUUUCUUGACUAUUCUGCUCUUCGCUCCGAUGGUUCUGAUGUUGAUUAUCUUGAUUCGCUUGCCGAAGCUAGACUGGAUCUUAGAUUGUGGGAGUUAACUAACACUUUUGAUUUUGGUGAGGUUACAAAUCUGGUUUCUGCGAUAAGAAAUGUCAAGACCCUUCACCUCUCGUCCAGUUCUCUUGAGGCGUUUUACUACCGCUGUUAUACCAUGCCGGUCUUCGACAAACUCAUUCAUCUAUCUAUUGAGAGUGACAAGGAAAACGGUUGGCAGGCAUUGCCUCGUCUGCUUUUGAAAUCUCCAAAUCUACAAACUUUAGCUAUAAAGGGUCUUCUGCACAAAGUUACUUAUAGAUGUGGAAACGCAUGCGCUUGCACUAGCAAGCCUAAGAAAAGGUACUUAUACAAACGUUAUGAAGACGACAGUCCUACUUCUGAGGUGGAAGGAAGGUGUUGUUUAUCGACAUGUCGAGUCAAAGUGCUAGAAAUUUCAGGCUAUGGAGGAAGUCUUAGAGAGGUGAAACAAAUGGAGCAUUUCUUGAGAAAAUUGAAAUAUCUUGAAACUGUGAAAAUUGGUGUUGAAGAAGACAACGAUAGUGAGCACUUGCGCACCGAACUUAUGACUCUUGAUAUAGCUUCAUCAAAGUGCAACAUCCAAUUCAUCUGAUUCCUCUCUCACUCUGUCUGUCUCUGUUCCGUUGUGGUUUUGUGGCUGAGAAUUGGUGUGAUGGUAAUGUGGAAGAGACUCAAAAACAGGUUAAACAUGUGUUGUUAUAAGUUAUUGAUUUUGUGUAAUGUCUAGUUUGAUGAAUUUUGAUUUUGGUAAAUCUGAAUUGUCAAACUAAAGAGAAUCUGUACACAUGAUCUCUAAGCGUCUACGGGCUUGACUGGUUGAAACAUAGCGGCUGCAGGACCCUUCAAUUGUCCUAAAACCAACAUCCCAUCCUUUCGCUUCUACACAUUCUGUUUCUGUUCCAAAC
Molecule: messenger RNA, 2098 nt
Organism: Arabidopsis thaliana (thale cress)
Lineage: Eukaryota; Viridiplantae; Streptophyta; Magnoliopsida; Brassicales; Brassicaceae
Product: F-box/RNI-like superfamily protein
Exons: 3
Coding region: 418-1785 (455 amino acids)
Source: RefSeq, marked reviewed